Molecule: messenger RNA, 6453 nt
Organism: Bathycoccus prasinos
Lineage: Eukaryota; Viridiplantae; Chlorophyta; Mamiellophyceae; Mamiellales; Bathycoccaceae
Exons: 1
Coding region: 1-6453 (2150 amino acids)
Source: RefSeq, a predicted model, not a curated record
AUGCGUUCUUCUGUUUCUUCCGCGAAGGAGGAGAAGUCAUCGAGAAGAAGAAGAAGAAGAAGAAGAACGACCACCGGAAGGGCGGGGAAGAUGCGACCAAUGGUGGUAUUUCGUCUCUCGUUUAGGAAGCGGAUACUUUUCGCGUUCGCGUUUGUCGCCUUUAUUUUCGGGACGAGCUUUGGCCGCGGAGGCGUUUCCGCCGUCGAAGUUGAUGACGCUACUAAAUCGCCUCCUUCUUCGCCGGCGCACUGUGACGCAUCGGUGGCACCGGAGAACGGCGAUAUUGGUAAUUGCACUUCAAAGUUGCCGAUAGGUCAAACGUGCAGACCAGUGUGCGCCGACGGAUUUGUGUUGGCGUUGUCGGGAAAACAGUCGUAUUGCGCCCCGGAUGGGAAACUCUCCUACGAAGCCGAGUGCGUUUAUGACAGUUGUUUUGUUUUGGAAAGAAAUGCGGCACAAGAGCGGAAACAAAAACCGAUGAACGAGAUUAUCGUCCACCCCGACGGUAAAGACGAGAAAACUGUUCUCGUGUCAAAAGACGAAAGGGAAAUGCAUGUGGAAGUCGACACGAUGCGCACGCGUGCGAAACUCAUCUCGUACGCCAACGCGAGCACGAAUAAUGUGGUCGUGAGUAAGAGAUUAAUUGCAGGAGGUGAGAACGAGGAAGAGAUAGACGUGGAAAAGAGAUUGACGGAAUUGAGGAAGAAGGCGGCGGAGUUGAGAGAGAGACUCUUACGAGUGAAAUAUCGAUACACGCCUCCUCCUUCACCGCCUCCAUUACCUCCUUCACCACCACCUUCACCACCUUCACCACCUCCACCACCGCCUCCAUCACCGCCUCCAUCACCGCCUCCGUUGCCUCCACCGCCGUUGCCUCCACCGCCGUUACCUCCACCGCCGUUACCUCCACCGCCGUUGCCUCCACCGCCGUUACCUCCGCCGCCGUUACCUCCACCGCCGUUGCCUCCACCGCCGUUGCCUCCACCGCCGUUGCCUCCACCGCCGUUACCUCCGCCGCCGUUGCCUCCACCGCCGUUGCCUCCGCCGCCGUUGCCGACGUACUUGACAGAUGAAACCUUCUUCGGCGCGUUUGAUUUGUGUUUGAAAGAAUCACCAGUCACGGGCGAGUGCACGACGUAUGGAUUGUCGACGACGAAUUACGGCACGAUGCCGAAUUGGGAUGUGAGUAGAGUGAAAAAUAUGAAGGAUCUUUUUUACCCGUGGAGGAAUAAUCCUGCAAUUUGGUAUACAGAAUUCAACGGCGAUAUUUCGAGUUGGAACACAGGGCAAGUGACGACUAUGAGAGCUAUGUUUAAUAACGCUCAAGUGUUCAACCAAAACAUUGGGGAUUGGAACACAGCGCAAGUGACUGAUAUGACUGAGACAUUUUAUUUUGCAUACAGGUUCAACCAAGACAUCUCGGGUUGGGACACAUCGCAAGUGACCCGCAUGCAUCGCACCUUCAAUAUGGCCAAAGAUUUCAACCAAGCCAUCGGGAGGUUGGGAGGUUGGGACACUUCACAAGUGGGCGAUAUGACGUACAUGUUCAGUGGCGCGACGGCAUUCAACCAAGACAUUUCCUCGUGGACUGGAGCUGCCGCAACUACUCAGCAACCGAACAUGUUUUCCGGCGCUUCUGCGUUUGAAGCGAAAUUUAAGUGCACCGACGCCGUCACCGGUCCAGCGAAUUCGUGCGUAGGUCCCUCGCCAAUUCCGGCCGGUACAAGCUGGCAUACUUUCGUCAAGGAUUGUUUGGAUGAAUCUGCAGCGACUGGAGAAUGUAUAGACUGGGCUCGAUCGCAAGACGUUUGGUACGGGACGAUGCCGAAUUGGGAUACGAGUUUGGUGACGGAUAUGAGUGGCCAUUAUAAAGGCUUUAGCGAUAAAAGGACAUUCAACGGCGAUAUUUCGAAGUGGAACACAGAAAAAGUGACUGAUAUGAGAUAUAUGUUUUAUUACGCUUCUGCGUUCAACCAAGACAUUGGGAGUUGGAACACAGCGCAAGUGACUUCUAUGAAUUCUAUGUUUCGUGACGCUUCUGCGUUCAACCAAAACAUUGGAAGUUGGAACACGGCGCAAGUGACUACUAUGGGCAAUAUGUUUCAAUACGCUUCUGCGUUCAACCAAGACAUUGGGAGUUGGAACACAGGGAAAGUGACUACUAUGUAUCAAAUGUUUUUUGCAGCUUCUGCGUUCAACCAAGACAUUGGGAGUUGGAACACAGCGCAAGUGACUACUAUGAAUUCUAUGUUUCCUGACGCUUCUGCGUUCAACCAAGACAUUGGGAGUUGGAACACAGAGAAAGUGACUACUAUGAUGUAUAUGUUUUAUCAAGCUCCUGCGUUCAACCAAGACAUUGGGAGUUGGAACACAGCGGAAGUAACUAAUAUGCAAUAUAUGUUUUCUUACGCUUCUGCGUUCAACCACGACAUUUCCUCGUGGACCGGAACCGCAGCGACAUCGGCGCAAACGAAUAUGUUUCUCGACGCUUCUGCGUUUCAAGAGAAAUACACGUGUGGCACCUCCGGCCCUGCGAGUUCUUGCAAUGUUAUCGAAAGCACGUGGAUAGCUCCUUCUCCUCCCCCGCCUUCUCCUCCCUCUCCUCCGCCGCCUCCUCCUGCGCCGGGGAUGUUUUUUACGGCGGUGGCGCUGAGCGACGACGGGGAUCAAGUGACGGUGGAUAUCGGGGAAACAGCGUUCAACGAAGCAUUUCAGCUUUGCCCGCUCGUGAAAUACGUUCGAAAUGGUGCAGACCACGCGUAUUAUCAUCGCAUCACAGAUAUUCCGUCGAACUUUGACGCGUAUUCGUUGUUCACGUACACGUGGAAGGACACGAACAACGUGCUAGGCACGGAUUUUGAUCUCUUCGAUACUUUAGACGAUUUACGCUCCAGCGCCAACAAGUGGCAAUUUUGUAACUACAACGACCCGGACGUGGGGUUUCCGAGAGAUUGCGGCAAAGAAACGGGUGUUGCCGACACGUGGUUCUCCAUGCCCGGGGAUCGAUACAACGCGAGAGGGUUGGAGGGCGGCGCUUCGUUCGAGAUGUGGAGCGGUGGCGGCUGCCCAGGAAUGGUGGAUCCGAUUCCGUCGGCAAGUUGGACACAGUUCGUUGAAGAAUGCUUAGCGGAAAAUGGUGCGGAAGUCACCGGUGAAUGCACUGAGUGGGCGUCUACAAAUAAUUACGGGACGAUGCCGGGGUGGGACACGAGUUUGGUGGAAGAUAUGAAUUCCACUUUUACUGGAAAAAACGCCUUUAACGGCGACAUUUCGAAGUGGAACACAGAAAAAGUGACUAAGAUGAAUGAAAUGUUUUCUUCCGCUUCUGCGUUCAACCAAAACAUUGGGAAUUGGAACACAGCGCAAGUGAAUGAUAUGUAUGAUAUGUUUUAUUCCGCUUCUGCGUUCAACCAAGACAUUGGGAGUUGGAACACAACGCAAGUGACUGAUAUGAGCAGAAUGUUUGCUCAGGCUUCUGUGUUCAACCAAGACAUUGGGGGUUGGAACACAGAAAAAGUGAAAUGGAUGGAUUAUAUGUUUAAUUCCGCUUCUGCGUUCAACCAAGACAUUGGAAAUUGGAACACAGAAAAAGUGACUGAUAUGUCUCAUAUGUUUUCUUCCGCUUCUGCGUUCGACCAAGACAUUUCCUCGUGGACGGGAACGGCAGCGACAACGGCGCAAUCUAACAUGUUUCUCGGAGCGACUGCAUUUGAAGCGAAAUUCGCGUGUGCCGACGCCGUCACCGGUCCGGCGAGUUCGUGCGAUACGAUUAAAAGUACUUGGUUAAUCACUGCUUACUCGUAUCUUGGUGAAGGCGAGUGUCGUCAAUCUGAUGGCAGUUACCCAAUAAAAUUCUCGAAAGGCUAUUACGAUUUGAACCCUCACACGAGCGGUACUAAUGCUGAGCAAGCUCUGGACCGAUGUAAGGCAAAGUGUUUCGCAUUCGCGUGGUGUUUAGCUGCCGAAGUUGUACUUCGGGAUAUUUGGGAUACACCUGAGUGUCGAUUAAUUACGGAUUGGAACGCUUAUGUUGUUGAAUCGACGAAUACAUUCCAAAACAAUCAAUGGGGAGGUACGCAAAGUAUAGAUGGUGAAAAUUAUCAGACGUAUUGCAAUGGUGGCUCGUCCCCGUGUAGCUCUUCAAAUGUUUUCGAUGGAGGGAAACUCAACAGUCGAGAUGGAUACCACUGUUACAUAAAGACUGCUUCGACGUUGCCUCCACCGCCGUUACCUCCACCGCCGUUGCCUCCGCCGCCGUUGCCUCCACCGCCGUUACCUCCGCCACCGAGUCCUCCGCCAGUCCCCUCCUCGCUGUCAAAUAACGAUCCGCUCAAUAAUCAGCGGGAAAUUUCCUACAGCACUGCGGAUGGAUUCGUCGUCCAAUCUGGCGACGAUUUGCCAAACGCUUAUUCUGAACUAAGCAACGGCGAUCGCGUGUACGCAUGGAAUUUUUAUACUAAUGCAUGGUCAAGUCGUGGUCCCUCAAACUUAUUCGACGCUUCAAUAUCGGAUUGGGAUCAUGGGGCACACACCAAUUCAGGUCCGACUUCAAAAUGGACGUACAAUUUCGCUUCCGGUAGCAAGUUGGUGACGUCGAUGAAGUUUACUCAGCCGGGAGCGAACCAUUUUGAAGGCGAUAUCACAAUCGAGUACUGGGAUGGAAGUGCUUUCGUUGGUGUUUCAAACCCGAGCUCUGCUGGUUUUGCAACCGAUGUCACGUACGUUUCGCUAGAGGAAAUUGAAAUCAGUUUUGAUCCAGCGUUUUCGGCGUGGUUUCGAAUAACCGUGUAUCCGCACCCGAACUCACCGAACAAAAACUACAACGGCUUAUGGGAAUGGGAGAUUUCUGGGUUUGUCGUGCCUUCACCCCCACCACCUCCGCCAUCGCCGAGUCCACCGCCGAGUCCACCUGCUCCGCCUCCGCCGCCGCCUCCUCUAACUCCAAUACCGUCGGCGAGUUGGGACGAUUUCGUUCUUUUGUGUUUAGCAGAAGCACCGGUUACCGGCGAGUGCACGGAUUGGGCGUCUAAAAAUAAUUACGGGACGAUGCCGAAUUGGGAUACGAGUUUGGUGGAAGAUAUGAGUGGAUAUGAUGGAAGUGUUUUUCAAGGCUUUGGCGAUAAAAGUACAUUCAACGGCGACAUAUCGAAGUGGAACACAGAGAAAGUGACUACUAUGUAUGAUAUGUUUCACUCCGCUUCUGCGUUCAACCAAGACAUUGGGGAUUGGAAUACAGCGCAAGUGAAAAAUAUGUAUGGAAUGUUUUAUCAAGCUUCUGCGUUCAACCAAGCCAUUGGGAGUUGGACCACAGCGGAAGUAACUAAUAUGCAAUAUAUGUUUGGUUACGCUUCUGCGUUCAACCACGACAUUUCCUCGUGGACCGGAACCGCAGCAACGUCAGCGCAAACGAAUAUGUUUUCCGUCGCUUCUGCGUUUCAAGCGAAAUUUAAGUGCUCCAACGUCGUCACCGGUCCGGCGAAUUCGUGCGAAGGUCCCUCGCCAAUUCCAGACGCGAGCUGGCAUACUUUCGUCGCGGAAUGUUUGGAUGAAUCUACAGCGAUUGCGGAGACUGGAGAAUGUAUAGACUGGGCUCGAUCGCAAGACGUUUGGUACGGGACGAUGCCGAAUUGGGAUACGAGUUUGGUGACGGAUAUGAGUGGAUAUGAUGGAAGUGUUUUUCAAGGCUUUGGCGAUAAAAGUACAUUCAACGGCGACAUAUCGAAGUGGAACACAGAGAAAGUGACUACUAUGUAUGAUAUGUUUCACUCCGCUUCUGCGUUCAACCAAGACAUUGGGGAUUGGAAUACAGCGCAAGUGAAAAAUAUGUAUGGAAUGUUUUAUCAAGCUUCUGCGUUCAACCAAGCCAUUGGGAGUUGGACCACAGCGGAAGUAACUAAUAUGCAAUAUAUGUUUGGUUACGCUUCUGCGUUCAACCACGACAUUUCCUCGUGGACCGGAUCCGCAGCGACGACGGCGCAAACUGGCAUGUUUACUUCCGCAACUGCGUUUCAAGCGAAAUUUACGUGCUCCGACGCCAACACCGGUCCGGCGAGUUCGUGUGUAUCAUUAUCGGACUACACCUUUGAGGUUUCUGUCAAGGCGAGUUCGACAAUCGGCCUCCACAUCAGCGAAGUGGAGUUUGUUGGGGCGCAAGUGAAUCCAUUCGUUGUUUCUGGGAUUGUUCCGGACCGAGGAACCCCCCCAAAAGCUUUGUCAACGUUACUCGACGGAACGGAUACUGGAAUCGCGUAUGACAAUCCAGCUGAAGUUGGAACGGUGCCAUUUGUCAUCCGCGCUCCAACAGAUAUCACUACUAUAAGGAUAACGAUUCCUCGACCUUUAUACGGGCCUGGCUGGAGAAUCCUUCGAGAUGGCGUGGAAGUCCUGAAAGAAACUGCAAAUAGAGGAGGGUCAUCCACCCCAAACCCCGUUACGUAUACGUAUGAAUUAUAG